GCGCUGUACCUAUUUUCCGUAACAAACCUCUCGCUGUAGUUGGUGGCGGUGAUUCUGCUGCCGAAGAAUCUCUGUUUCUUACAAAAUAUGCGUCUCACGUUUACGUAUUGGUUCGUCGAGAUAAACUUCGUGCUUCUAAAGUUAUGGCAAAUCGAUUGCUCACCAAUCCAAAAAUUACUGUUUUAUGGAAUACCGAAGUUAUUGAAUGUAAAGGCAAUGGAGAAUUACUUAAUAGUUUGGUGAUCAAGAAUAACCAAACUAAAGAAAUAAAGGAACUAUCUGUAAAUGGUUUAUUCUUUGCUAUUGGCCAUGCGCCAGCUACCGAUUUAGUUAAAGGAAAAUUGGAUUUAGAUGAGGAUGGUUAUAUUCUCACUAAACCAGAUAGUACUUGUACAAAUAUAGAAGGUGUUUUUGCUGCAGGUGAUGUUAAAGACAAAAAAUAUAGGCAAGCUAUUACAAGUGCUGGAUCUGGAUGUAUGGCUGCAUUGGAAUGCGAACGUUGGUUAAGCGAACAUUUUGCUGAAUAA
Messenger RNA from Dentiscutata heterogama, 527 nucleotides. NCBI's taxonomy places the organism in Eukaryota, Fungi, Glomeromycota, Glomeromycetes, Diversisporales, Gigasporaceae. The record is from the annotation of a GenBank genome assembly.